Cottoperca gobio is the source of this 1119-nucleotide messenger RNA. Its product is annotated as ethanolamine kinase 2. The coding region runs from base 1 to 1077 and encodes 358 amino acids. Lineage: Eukaryota; Metazoa; Chordata; Actinopteri; Perciformes; Bovichtidae. The record is from RefSeq and is a predicted model, not a curated record. The transcript has 8 exons. Gene Ontology annotation, cellular component: cytoplasm. Gene Ontology annotation, molecular function: ethanolamine kinase activity. Gene Ontology annotation, biological process: phosphatidylethanolamine biosynthetic process.
AUGGACAGCAGGUGUGCUGGUGCUCAGCUCCUCCACGUGGACCUCCAUAUUGAUGAGCAUGAACCUCGCAAAGGGAUCCUGCUUCUCCUCAGCAGACUCCGUCCUCGUUGGAAUGCACGGGACGUUAAGAUGAAGAAAUUCACAGAAGGCAUCACCAACCAGCUGAUUGGAUGCUACGUGGCGUCUCUCCAGGAGCCCGGCUGUGUUCUGGUGCGGCUCUUCGGCAGAAUGACGGAGCUCUUCGUGAACAGGGACCGGGAGGUUGAGAUGUUCCAGGUCUUCCACGCCCACGGCUGUGGUCCGGAGAUCUACUGCAGCUUCCAGAACGGCAUCUGCUACGAGUUUGUCAGAGGGACAGUCCUGGACGAUCAGCUGCUCAAACAACCCUCCAUCUACAGAUUGAUCGCAGCAGAGAUGGGGAGAAUCCACUCCAUCCAGCCCAAAUGUGCUCUGCCUGUUGAACCUCUUCUCUGGACAAAAAUGUCCCAUUUUCUCACGCUGAUGCAGAGCAGUAUCCGCAGUCGCCCGGCGGAGCACAGUCCCUCGGCUCUACGAGAGGUGCCCAGCUUUGAGACUUUGUCGGUUGAAAUGAAGACGUUGAAGAGACACCUCUCGCGGAUUGACUCGCCGACCGUCCUCUGCCACAACGACCUUCUGACAAAAAACAUCAUCUACAACCACACGGAGGGUGUGGUGAAAUUCAUUGACUACGAGUACGCCGAUUACAACUACCAGGCCUUCGAUAUUGGCAAUCACUUCAAUGAAUUUGCCGGUGUGAAUGAUGUUAACUACAGCUUCUACCCGAGCCGGGAGCUGCAGAGGGAUUGGCUGACGGCCUAUCUGGAGAGUUACAAGCACAGCGCAGGACACGAGGUCACCGUCACAGAGGCAGAAGUUAGGCAGCUCUACAUUCAAGUCUGCAAAUUCUCCCUGGCAUCCAACUUCUUCUGGGGUCUUUGGGCCAUCCUGCAAUCACGCUUCUCCUCGAUUGACUUUGACUUUGAAAGAUAUGCAACGGCACGACUCAACUUCUACUUUGAGAAGAAAGAGGAAUAUUUCGGACUGACGAUAAUGUAGACACAGAGGAGAGCUGUGACACAGAAGGAUCUUAGAAAUGUG